This is a messenger RNA of Cylas formicarius (sweet potato weevil), 1057 nucleotides long. RefSeq lists its product as uncharacterized. The record is from RefSeq and is a predicted model, not a curated record. NCBI's taxonomy places the organism in Eukaryota, Metazoa, Arthropoda, Insecta, Coleoptera, Brentidae. The transcript has 2 exons. The coding region runs from base 319 to 1047 and encodes 242 amino acids.
UGGAGAAACAAGUAACAGUUUCUGAAAAAUAAUUAAGAAUUUCUGAGAAGCAAGUCAGUGUUUUCGAGAAAGAAUUUGGAAUUUCGACUAAAGUCAGAAUUUGGGAAGAAUAAGUCACAGUUUCUAAAAACUAAGUAAGAAUUCGCGAGAAACAUGUUAGAAUUAUUGAUUGACUUCAAAAUUUCGGAGAAAUAAGCCACCGUUCCUGAAAAAUAGUAACACGCACACGGAAGCGGUCAUUCGACUCAUUUCGUGCGUGGAACACCAACCUACCGUGCCGAAAUAACCUGCUAACUGUCACUACGUGCCGCUAGCGUGAUGGCGUUCCUCGCGACUUUGUUUCUGCUAUCUCGUUGCGUAAAAUCGCAAGAAAUCGGCUCGAUUCUAGAUACCGACUCGCUGUCGGAGUUACCUCUCGAUAAAUUGCUGAACGUGAAGAAGAACUUGAAUGAACUCACCCAUCAGAACCUGCCCCAAAAUAGAAGCGACCAUUUUGACGAUAUUUCAAUCACCGACGAACCAGGAGCCCUAGCUCUGACGUCCAAGUUUAAACUGACGAAGCUGGGAACUUAUCUGGGGCCGUACGAUGAAGAUUACAAACACGAAGGCGGCAAAAAGAGUGUCACUACCGUGUUUCAAUUGUCGGUGACGACGUUGGCCUUCCUCGCAUUCGGGGGUUACUUGGUGUAUCUGGUGGUGGCUGCGAUCUCAGGCAAAAACUACAACUACGUAUACAAUCCGAACACGCAAUUGAUGGCGGCGAUGAUAAACUCGCACUUCAACCACAAGAGGAGGCACAAGAAGAAGAAAAGGAAGCGAAGACCCAUCAAGCACGGCCAUUUUGGGUACAAAGAAGCGGAUGAAGUAUCCAGGGAAAAAAGGGCCGCCGGUACUGAUGAGGAUGGCGAGGUUUUGUACAGGGCUCUGGUGAAUUUGUCGGAAGGAUGCGCGAAAUUCUACGAGCAAAACUACGUCGAUGCUGUAGCAAGUAAGCUGUUGAAUGUUACUGCUUUCGACGUUGUUAUAAAACAUCCUGAGCUGCAAUAAACAAGUUAUU